This is a messenger RNA of Jatropha curcas, 423 nucleotides long. RefSeq names its product 2S seed storage albumin protein. Gene Ontology annotation, molecular function: nutrient reservoir activity. Lineage: Eukaryota; Viridiplantae; Streptophyta; Magnoliopsida; Malpighiales; Euphorbiaceae. The record is from RefSeq and is a predicted model, not a curated record.
AUGGCAAAGCUAAUGACCUCAACAGCUCUAAUCUGCAUUCUUCUAGUGAUCAUAACCAAUGCAUUCUCCGGCUAUAUAACAGCCGCCACCAUCUCACUUGAAAAGGAAGAAGAUGCUUAUGAAGUUCGGGAAAUAUGCAAGUGGGAAGCUAGAAGAAAAGAUUUAAGCUCUUGUGAGAGUUAUGUAAGACAGUCAAGAACAAGGUCUGAAGAGACGUCAGCUAAGCAAAGAAUUGGAAACCGGCACCAUGUUCCUACGCAAUGUUGCGACCAAGCAUGGAAACUACAUCCUGUCUGUCAAUGUGAAGCAAUAAUGUAUCUAGCACAGAAGCAAGGACAUAUUGGAAGCCAAGAAUAUGAUGAGGCAGAACGUAGGGCUUUCAAUAUAAUUGAUGUUUGCUUUGGCUCGGUUUGCCCUCGUUAA